UACAACAUCAGUUAGUACGGACAGUAACGAAGUAAUGCAAAUGAUUGAAUCUAACAUAGUUCGUAUCAACGAUGCAAAUAUCCUUCAACUAUCCCGUAACUUUCAAAACUCGCUUGGAACUAGCCCUUUAACAUAUAAAAGCCAUAUUUGCCAUAUUUUAUCGACAUCGGGCAUACUAUUAGUUAAAGACCAUCAACAUCCUGAUUUGGCAAAGUUUAUUGACAGCAAUACAACCCACAUAAUGUUAAAAGAUAUCCAUGAACAAAUUGGUAUACACAGCCAACAAUUUUCCAUAGAUAUACUUAUCAAACUAAUGGAAAUUGUUCAACAAUGCGUUGCCAAACAAAUUACAAUCCAACGAUUAUUGGCAUUAAUUGAUGAAGAGAGCAACGCUUACCAAGACAAAGCCAUAUUAUGCUUCAAGAUCCUAAUCGAACAAUUACCAAAUGAUUCUUUUGACGCAAAAGAAUUCGAAUUAACUAUACGGUUAAUUCAACCAAUAUUACUACUGCUGUUUGAAGACAGAGAAGAAAACAUUUAUCUCCGGCGGACUGAUGCACAAACAGAAGAGGACAAGUCCAAUUGUUCUAACAAACGACCUGAUGGUUGUAUAACACUAAAGACAUAUGAAAAGAUAGAUGUGGGCUUCAUUGAAGUCAAAGAAGAGAAGUACUGAAAUGACAAAACUAAAUUGAACAAAGACCUGUACAAACUGGGUGUGUUUUCUAAACAGACAACUGAUCAAAAUCACCUCCAUAGAGUGUUAGAUUUUCAAAUUGCAAAUCUAUUUGUUUUUACUUGAUCCAGCAAUAAUGCAAAGGGUUUUAUACAAUGACCGAAAUCGAUCAUCUCAACGUACCAAAAGACUUGAAAGAGCUUCCACAGCUUAUUGGAUUUGUAGACAGCUUGUGUAAUAUUUUACACGUAUUUAAAACAAGUUGUCGUUAACAAUAAGUAGCUGCUUACUAUCAUGUUUACGCUUAUUUAUAGUUUUGUUUGCG
Molecule: messenger RNA, 1001 nt
Organism: Cokeromyces recurvatus
Lineage: Eukaryota; Fungi; Mucoromycota; Mucoromycetes; Mucorales; Mucoraceae
Exons: 2
Coding region: 35-676 (213 amino acids)
Source: RefSeq, a predicted model, not a curated record